AGAUUAGCAAAACAAUUUCAAACAUGGAAGCGCACGAAUUACCGGACUACAUAAGGCUAGGUGAUGGGACCUACGGGAGCGUCCUUUCGGCCAAAUCAAUUGAAAGCGGAGAAACAGUUGCCAUAAAGAAGAUGAAGAAAAAAUACUACUCUUGGGAUGAAUGUCUAGCACUAAGGGAAGUAAAGUCUCUACGCAAAUUAAGUCAUGCGAAUAUAGUCAAAUUAAAGGAGGUGAUAAGAGAGCAUGACUUUCUCUACUUUGUUUUCGAAUUUAUGAAGGAAAACCUCUAUCAAUUGAUGAAGGAUAGGGAUCGUUUAUUUCCUGAAUCAACUGUGCGUAAUAUAUGCUAUCAAGUAUUUCAAGGCCUAGCUUUUAUGCAUAAGAAUGGCUACUUUCAUCGAGACUUGAAGCCGGAAAACUUGUUGUGUAACGGGCCUGAUAUGGUAAAAAUAGCUGAUUUUGGAUUGGCGAGAGAAACAAGAUCGGCACCACCUUACACUGAUUACGUUUCAACGCGAUGGUAUCGGGCUCCAGAAGUAUUACUGAGGUCCACUUCAUACAAUUCGCCUAUCGACAUUUGGGCUAUGGGGACCAUUAUGGCAGAAUUAUAUACCCUUCGACCUCUUUAUCCAGGAAAUAGUGAAAUAGAUCAAAUGUUCAAAGUUUGUUCAAUUCAAGGCACCCCAACAAAGGUAGAAGACUGGCCUGAAGGCUACCAAUUAGCAUCUGCUAUGAAUUACAGAUGGCCACAAAUGGUUGCAACAAAUUUUAAGCAAAUCGUACCUAGUGCAAGUAGUGAAGGUUUAGAUCUCUUGAGAAGGACUUUAAUGUGGGAUCCCAAAAAGCGUCCUCAAGCUGUCCAGUGUUUAAGACACGGAUUCUUUACUGUUGGCAAUAAUCUUAAUAAUUCUCAAAAGCUUAAUAGGCCACAACAGCAGAAUACGGUAACGAAGCCAAUAUCAGUGGUUAAAGAGCCUGCCUUACCAUCUUUAGGCAAUUCAAAUGCUACCAGAAAACCUCUACAGGAAAAAGAUCCUCUAAAUAUUGUUACCGCAAAAAAAUCUGCUCAAAAACGAAUAGGAGGAGGCAUGUCUAGCGAUUGGGAUGACAUGGAUGAUUUAGGAUUAUCUAUGUCCUUACCAAGAAAGAACAGUCAUAUGGCAGCACCUGCACGUAGACCUAGUAUAGGCUAUAAUAAACCGACCCCCUUAGCGGCAAAACACUUUGAUGAUAUGGAUGACUUUGAGGAUAUUCUCAACUCUCUCGGAAAUCCAGCACCCAAGCCGCCUACUCAAACUCGUCAAGAUUCUGGCCGACGACUUUCCGCCUCUCAGCGCUAUCAAAAGAUGGCGCGGUACAAACCAGGUCACAAUCGAGUAUCUAGCGGUCGUCGAAAAGAUCGAGAUAGUCCCUUAUCAGGCCUUUUAUCACCUCUGCCUGGAAUCAAUAACAGGGGUAACGGCCAACGGCAUUCAAUAUUUGGACCGUCGUCUUACGGAAAUGCUGCUGCUAACAAAAACUCGACAUAUAUCCCAUCUUUUGCUGACAAUUCGAAGGGAACAACAGGUUUCAGGGCCAUGGGGCUUCGCCCAACACAAGCUGCAGCACCUAUUUCCACGUUAAAGCAGACAUCAGCUAAUAAGCAGCCUGUAAACGUUGCUGGUAGAACGGAUUGGACUGCAAAGUAA
Molecule: messenger RNA, 1688 nt
Organism: Dimorphilus gyrociliatus
Lineage: Eukaryota; Metazoa; Annelida; Polychaeta; Dinophilidae
Source: the annotation of a GenBank genome assembly